ACUAAAAUUGGAAUCAAAUGGCACAGAUGCAGUUUCCAAUUUCUAGCUGCAACUUCUUGUUAUUCCUAGCCCAUUCAGGGUAGGAUGGAACAGGUAACCAGAUGAACUGUUCAAGUCAUUUACCUGAUAACACUGGUUGUGACAUCGAUUCUACUCGCUCAAUACUGCUAGUAUAAUAUAUUCAGGACAACCUUCUGUUAUUGAUCCUUCCUUCAGUACUUCAUUCUUGAUAUUUUACACCUUAUUACCUGAGGACUACCUUAGCAGUCAAAGUUGUUUCCUAUCAUAUAAAUCAAAAGUAAUUGGAAUUGUUUAUUGAUUCAAGAGAAUGCGCUGUAUUCUCUAGUUAUUCUAAUUUCUCUGCAACCUCUUGUCUGCUGCUCAUGUCAUGAACCUGAUAAAAUACUACAGAAAUUGAAGAAAAAGGCAACGGACUUCGAAGAUUUUUCCUCUUUUCAAUUAUUUGUAAUUCAAUUGGUCUUAAUUUAGUGCCUUACGACCCCAUAUACCUACCAUAUAAAAGUUGAUAUUCUUAGAAAUACAUUCUGCCAAGCUGAUACAGACAACAAAAUUAUUUAAUGUUACUAAUGAAUCCAGUGAAGCUGAGUUUCAAAGUUCACACUCUCUCAUUUCAAUUUUUCAAAUCUGCAAGUCUUUUGAAAAGUGUCAUCCAACAUGAAUCAGCUUCUUCUGAGUCUCCUAUUUUUGUUCUAUUUAUCUCCAAAUCUCCAUGCCCAACAAAGUUAUUCAGGAAACGCGGUCAUGGAUUGUGAUAAUAGCGAUGCAACGGGUCCAUCUCCAGCUUUUCUCUACACCUGCAACGGCAAGAAUCGAUCCUGCCAAGCCUUUCUCAUCUACAAAUCUCAGCCUCCUUAUAACACAAUCUCUAGUAUUUCAAACCUCCUGUCUGCAGACCCACUUGAGCUUGCUCGCAUCAACAAUUUCUCAAGCUCAGCUGUCUUCCCAACAGAUAAAGAGGUAAUAGUUCCUGUACUUUGCUCCUGCUCAGGGAAAUACUAUCAGGCCAACACCUCUUACACAAUUCCAAGUAAUUAUGAUACAUAUUUUACAAUUGCCAACUACACUUAUGAGGGUUUAGCAACUUGUAGCUCUCUUAUUCACGAAAACAAUUACAGCGAAUUUGGCUUGGAUAUUGGUAUGAAACUGCAGGUGCCACUUAGAUGUGCUUGUCCUACAAGCAAUCAAACCAAAAAUGGCACAAAGUAUCUAUUAAGUUACUUGGUCAGUUGGGGUGAUGAAGUUCGUAAUGUCAGUAGGAGAUUCUAUGCGAGCACAAACAGUGUAACCUAUGCAAAUGGGUUCACUGAAGAUAAUCCAACUGUUUUUCCUUUUACCACUAUUCUUAUUCCACUGUCAAAUGAACCUUCAAGCUCUCAAACCAUAAUUCACUAUCCACUACCGCCCAAUUCUUCUCCUUCCAAUCCAUUUCAUCGGAUCGAGAGACCAGGUAAGGGAUCUCAAAGAACAAUCACAAUUGGAAUUUCCUUGCUAGUCAUGUCCUUCAUUUUAUCUAUGGUCUUGUUGCUUUACAAAAAGAAAAUAUAUGGAGCUCGGAAGGAUGGAAAGGAGAAAAAUAUAUUAUCUAUGUCAGAAGAAUUCCGACAUCGCGUUGCUGAGGUAGAUCAAGGGUUGAAAAUCUACAAAUUUGAGGAGCUAAGGGUGGCUACCAAAGAUUUCAGCACCGGAAAUAGGUUGAGUUGUUCCGUCUAUCAAGGGGUACUCGGUGGACAAGUAGUAGCGAUAAAAAAGAUGAGCAAAGAUGUAUCUAAUGAGGUGAUUUUUCUGAGAAAGACUAACCACUUCAAUUUAAUAAGGCUUUAUGCUGCGUGUAAGCAUCAGGAGGGUUUCUACCUUAUCUAUGAGUUUAUGGAGAAUGGUUCUUUGAGUGAUUGGCUCUGCAGAAAGGAUUGUCUUGAAGUUCAAAGUUGGAAUUAUAGGAUUCAGAUUGCCUUGGAUGUUGCUAAUGGGCUUCACUAUCUUCACAACUUCACUGAUCCUAUAUGUGUGCACAAGCGCAUCUGUAGCAGCAAUGUUCUACUCAACAGACAUUUAAGGGCUAAAAUUGCUAACUUCAGCUGUGCACAUUCAGCAAAGCAAGAAGAAUACAUGAAUUCUUCAAUGAGGUUGGCGUUGGGGGAAAAAGGUUACAUGGCUCCUGAGUAUAUAGAAUAUGGCUUGGUGGCUCCUGAGAUUGAUGUAUAUGCUUUCGGGGUUGUUCUGCUGGAAUUAGUAACUGGAAAGGAAGCAGUUUUUAUACAGGAUGAAGAAGAAAUGCAAUUAUCGGAAGCAAUAAUUUCAAUUAUGGAGGAAGGUGAUGGAGAAGCUGAACUUGGUGGCCUUAUAGAUCCUUGUCUGAUGGAGAAGUGUAGUAUGAAACUUGUCCUGCGACUGGUGAAGUUGAGUCUAGCCUGCUUGGAACAAGAACCAGAACGUAGACCAAGUAUGGGUGAAAUAGUCUCCUCACUUUUGAAGAUUCAAGUUGAUGUACAGAAAUCAGAACCAUAUUUGUGGAGGGGGGGCAAUUUCUGAUGUAAAUGUUGACCUAUAUAGUGUUCAAUUGACAGAUGCAGUAGCAUAUAUACUUUUACUUUACAGU
Messenger RNA from Populus trichocarpa (black cottonwood), 2617 nucleotides. Its product is annotated as lysM domain receptor-like kinase 4. The transcript has a single exon. Gene Ontology annotation, biological process: protein phosphorylation. Bases 676 to 2550 code for a protein of 624 amino acids. The record is from RefSeq and is a predicted model, not a curated record. Lineage: Eukaryota; Viridiplantae; Streptophyta; Magnoliopsida; Malpighiales; Salicaceae. Gene Ontology annotation, molecular function: protein kinase activity; ATP binding.